Messenger RNA from Puccinia graminis f. sp. tritici CRL 75-36-700-3, 216 nucleotides. RefSeq lists its product as uncharacterized. The transcript has a single exon. The coding region runs from base 1 to 216 and encodes 71 amino acids. NCBI's taxonomy places the organism in Eukaryota, Fungi, Basidiomycota, Pucciniomycetes, Pucciniales, Pucciniaceae. The record is from RefSeq and is a predicted model, not a curated record.
AUGAGGCCUAGUUGCUAUGAGAGGCAAGCAGGCGAUGAUCCGAGUCGAUAUAGUCUCUAUAUUGAGGGGCUAUUACUAUUAGACUAUUUGAUGGGCGGUACUCCUGGCAACUCUUCGAUGUCGAUCGAGAAGACUUCCAACUGUUCUAGAAGCUCAUACGGUGCAGAGCAUUGCGGUUUCUCUCCGACAAGAACGUACAGACGGCUAGCUAUGUAG